AUGUUCAGCUUGGAAGAAAUAUCUUCAGUAACUAGAUCUCCUCCAUCCUUCCGGAUCUUCAAACCAUGGUGGGAUACCUUCAUGGAUUAUUUGGCAAUGACCAUGUUGAUGAUCGCUGUGUUUGGGGGCACCAUGCAAAUAUACAAGGAUAGGACAAUUUGUUUACCAAUUAAAGCUAAUUCCACUCACAGUGCUCCAUCACCUAUUGAUGCUAACAUAAGCUGGGCAGAUAAACAUGUUGAUUUUAAUAUAACCGAUUUACAUCAUACAAUAAUUAAUCAAAAAUCCAUUAAAAUAUCACGGGUAAAUGCCAUCUUUGCUGUUGAACACACCAAGGCAAAUUUGGAUUAUCAACAGUAUCGCUAUGUCAACCAGGCAUGUUAUUUCCACGCUGUUCCCUGGUUUUCUAAGCACUUUUCCUCUUUCAUACUUAUCCAUACUGUUGCGUUGAUGAUUUGCAGCAAUUUCUGGUUCAAGUAUCCCAAAACAAGCUCCAAAAUAGAGCAUCUGGUCUUCAUCUUGGAGAAGUGCUUCGAUUCCCCCUGGACAACCGAAGUCCUCUCUCUGGCCGUCACAGAGAACAGCAGCGAAAUGAACACCCGGGCGCAAGAGAAACGUAAAAGCACAGUGGCAGGCCAAGGUAUCAGCGAAUCUGCUAAAAGCUCAACACGGACGCAGUCUGUUAUAAAGAAGCAGUUCCAAUUACUGGACAAGAAGGAUGGAGAACAAGCCAAAUCCCUGUUUGAGAAAGUGAGAAAGUUCAGGUUUCAUGUAGAGCAAGAGGACACCAUAUAUAAACUCUAUGUUGGACAAAUGGUUUUUAAAUCCCUGCAGUGCUUAGCGAUCCUUUGUUAUUUUAUGGUAUUCAUUAAAGAUGUCAACUUUGACAUUAUAUGUCGCCCCGGCAUGGAGAAUGUGAUUGGUUACGAGAUUUUUAUUUGCACAUUUAGCAUCGCCCUUCUGUUGCAGAGGCUCAUCCUGCUCUAUCUGAUUUUGGUAACCAUUUAUGUGGGGCUUUGUCUUCGCACCCUCAUCUGGAUCUUGAGGUCACCCCUGAAACAAUAUUCAUUCGAGAAACGUGAAACCCAGUUCAGCGACAUUCCUAAUGUAAAGAACGAUUUUGCUUUCUUGUUACAUCUGAUCGAUCAGUAUGACCCCCUGUACUGCACACGCUUCUGCAUCUUCCUGUCCGAGGCAAGUGAGAAAAAGUUGAAGAUGUUAAAUUUGAAUAACGACUGGACUGUGGACAAGGUAAGACAGCAAUUAAUCCAAAAUAACAAGGAGCAGCUGGAACUUCAACUCUUCAUGUUAACAGGAAUUCCUCAGGCGGUCUACGACGUGACUGAGUUACAGGCCUUAAGGAUGGAACUGUGCACUGAUAUUAAGAUAAGUUCCAAGGUAACUCACCUUAUCCACUUGGAAGAACUUUCGAUUGUAAACUGCAAAGUCGUCGUUAAACCAACUGCUUUAUUCUUUCUAGGCAACAAAUUGCAUUCGCUUCUGGUCACUUUUUCGGUUCAUGAGGAGGUGCCUGAAUGGAUCAAUAAACUGACCCGACUCAGAGAGCUUUUCUUGAUUGGAAACAUUAAUUUAGAAACUAAAACAUUGGAACUAGAAUUCUUAAAAGAACUUCGUUAUUUGAAAAUCCUUCGAAUCAAUAGCAACCUCACAAAGAUACCCUUCAACGUGUUGUAUGUGGCUCCCCAUUUGAUAGGGCUGUCAAUUUUUAAUAAUAAGAACAAGCUUGAAGUGCUCCACAAUUUGGGGGGCAUGUUCAACUUAGCUCGACUUGACCUUCAAAACUGUCAGCUGGACAAUAUACCCCACGGCAUUUUUAGCCUCACCAAUCUGCAAGAAUUGAACCUCCAGGGAAAUGAACUCAGACAAGUGGAUGAACUUGAAGCUUUCCGGCAACUACCAAGACUGUCCUCCCUCAAUCUCAGUAACAACAAAAUUACUUCCCUUCCAGAUUCCUUUCUUUUCAUCGGCAACCUUGAACAAUUUAAUGCAUCAGACAAUCAGAUUGAGACCCUACCAAAUAGUUUAUUUGCUAUUCAGAAGCUACAUCAUCUGUACUUGAGUAACAACCGUCUAAUGGCCAUUCCCACAUCUAUUAAAAACCUCAAGUACCUUACAUUUCUAGAUCUGAGCUCCAAUAAGUUGGAAACUUUACCAGAUGAGUUGUUCCAAUGUAGGAAGCUCAAGACUCUAAAGCUGAACAAUAAUUUACUUACCUCCCUUAGUGGAAAGAUUCAACAAUGCUCCCUACUUUCAAAACUGGAACUCAAAGGGAAUCCUUUGGAAGAACUUCCCGUGGAAAUUGGACAGUGUAGCAAACUGAAACAUAGUGGUCUGAUAAUAGAUGAAUUCUUAUCCGAGACACUUCCUAUGCCGGUCAAAGCAAAUCUGAUGUCCAACCAGGAGGCUCCUCUGGAUGUCAGACUAAUAAUCCCCAACAAGGCAUCAUAUCCCAAACUGGACAACCUUGUAUAA
Molecule: messenger RNA, 2493 nt
Organism: Mobula hypostoma (lesser devil ray)
Lineage: Eukaryota; Metazoa; Chordata; Chondrichthyes; Myliobatiformes; Myliobatidae
Product: volume-regulated anion channel subunit LRRC8D-like
Exons: 1
Coding region: 1-2493 (830 amino acids)
Molecular function (GO): protein binding
Source: RefSeq, a predicted model, not a curated record